Molecule: messenger RNA, 1489 nt
Organism: Lutra lutra (Eurasian river otter)
Lineage: Eukaryota; Metazoa; Chordata; Mammalia; Carnivora; Mustelidae
Product: predicted GPI-anchored protein 58
Exons: 2
Coding region: 1-822 (273 amino acids)
Source: RefSeq, a predicted model, not a curated record
AUGCCCACAGGCAGCCUCCAUUCAUUCUCCUCCCCACCCCUGACCCCUCUCCUGAAGCCCCAGAACCAGCCGCCCUCCCCCCAUCGGCCCUUACCCUCCGGACAAGAGUCCCUCCCCUGCCCCCGCACCCCGCGAGAACCUGUCACCCCACCAAGUGAGAGGCUGGCGAAGAGGCCCACCUCACCCCUGCCCUCGGCACGGCGCCCCGGGGGUGCAGCCGUCCCCUCCGCCGCCGAGGAGGGGCGAAGUGCGGGCCCGGCCCGCCUCUCCUCCGCAGGGACUAGCCAGCUCUGCGGGGCCCCGCCAGAGAUAGCGCGUAAUAAGAGGGAGGGGAAAGCUCUCCGAACACCCCUUCCCGGGGUUCCCUCUCCAGCAAGGGAGCCCCUUGCCCCAGCCCCUCGGGGCCUCCCAGACCGGGGUCAUGGUGCCAGGGCUGCCCCGAGAAGCCCCCAUGAAAAGAAGGGGGAGACACCCCCAUACUCACCCACCGUCUCCUCCCCCUCAGCUGUUUACCUCACAGUUCCUCCAGCCUACAGGGCGCCGCCAUCUUGGACGUACAGCACCUCCCCCCGUCGUGAAAUGUCCACGGCCGCUGCAGCCUCCGCCACGAAAAAGAGUUCCCAGUUGGGUCUCGCCUGCCUCUCGACUCCAGUGACAGAUGACCGCAGCCGGCAGCCCCGUUGGACGGAAGAGGCCGUCCUGUUCAUUACUGAUAAUGCGGGCGGCACCCUGGAGCCUCCUUGUGGCAGGAGCUCCCCAGCUGGGCUUUCUCCACCAGUCGAGGUCCGCCUGUCUCAAUGUGACAAGAAACAAAGGAGCUGAGCCCGUGUUGGCAGGGGGUGCUGCCUCUAUGCAUGUGAUAGACCUCCACUACACUUGUCUGGGCAGCGUCUCCCCCUCCCCUUCCUGGGGCCACCACAGCACCACCCUCAAGCCACAGGCACCUGGGCCCAGCCUAGCCAAUCGCAGAUCCCCAUUCUCUAGCUGUUGGACAUGUGACUUGAGCUGGACCAAUCAGGGUGCUUCCCUGGGUCUCUAUAUGGGUGCGAAAAGAGAGAUUGUGUCUUUCCCAUUGGGUCACUAAACCAGGGUGAGGAAGCUGUGACCCUCCACUUCCCCGUGUCCUACAUCAAGCCCUGAGAGAAGUCCAGCCGACAGAUGGAGAAGACCUACAUGGCAACAGUGAUAGAGAUGGAAAAAGAAAUCUGAUUUGCUAUCUCCUGAGUUUUCAGAGUCCCUAGAGGCUGGAUUUGCGCUGGCCUCCCAAGUGCCAUGAGGCAACAACUAUUUUGGCCGACGCUGGUUUUGGGUACAGGUUUCUCUCUUUUGCAAACAGAAGGCCUCCCAGGUGCAAUGAGAUCUGAAGGCCUUUGGAAGGACACCACUAGUACAAAAUACUCCUCCCUCAUCCGCUGACGUGGUCCUCUUGCAUGGGCUUUCAGCCCCUCGCUGUCUAGCCCUGUGUCCAAAAGAUGAAGACAAUACAUGU